Molecule: messenger RNA, 1488 nt
Organism: Sclerotinia borealis F-4128
Lineage: Eukaryota; Fungi; Ascomycota; Leotiomycetes; Helotiales; Sclerotiniaceae
Source: the annotation of a GenBank genome assembly
AUGUCGUGGAAGACAACUGAGAUGUUGAUGGAUACCAUCAAGCAUUACUCACAUUUCCCUGCCACUGGAGUGAGUUUGAGACAGAUGGUACAAUUCGGAGAGAGGCCAUCUACAGGUACACUUUUUCGGGCCUCACAAUUCCUUUCCGAAGAACUUCCCAUACGACUUGCGCAUCGAGUACAAGAGCUAUCAGACUUACCAGAUGGACUUAAUGAGAUGCCCUCGAUCAAGAGAGUUAAGGACUGGUAUGCACAGUCAUUCGAGGAAAUCACCACGCUGCCUCGACCACAAUUAUCAACCGAUGUCAAAGAAAAACUUAUGAAGCCUGCGAAGAUAAAUGGGAAGCCAUCCAAGAUCCUCGCAGAAGCUACGCAAAAUCCGAGCAUAAUGAGGGGGCAAUAUAGUUCGAACGGGAAUGGAAAAGAAACGAAGUCGGCAGCAACAAGGAGAUACUUUGCUACAGUAGAGGAUAGUACAGAUUGGCCUCCGGAGCUUCACGACUAUAAUCAAAGAUUCGCACAAACCCUCAACCAUAUAAAAAGGCGGCACGACGGAGUUGUCACAACCGUUGCGCAAGGAAUUCUCGAGUACAAGCGGAAACGACAACGCAUGCAAAUCGAUAACAACAUCCAAUCCUUUCUUGACCGUUUCUACAUGUCCCGUAUUGGCAUAAGAAUGCUUAUUGGACAACACAUAGCACUCACAGAUCAAAGUCACGACAAAGAUCCGAACUAUGUAGGUAUUAUAUGCACGAAAACCAAUGUCCGAGACCUUGCAGAAGAGGCAAUCGAAAAUGCAAGAUUUGUUUGCGAAGAUCACUACGGGCUUUUCGAUGCGCCAAAAAUCCAGCUCGUGUGCCCCCCAAACCUCAAUUUUAUGUAUGUACCCGGCCAUCUUUCACACAUGCUAUUCGAAACCCUCAAGAACUCCCUUCGCGCUGUCGUCGAAACACAUGGACAGGAUAAAUCAGAUUUUCCUGUGACAAAGGUUGUCGUUGCAGAAGGGAAAGAGGACAUUACUAUCAAAAUCUCGGAUGAAGGUGGCGGAAUACCUAGAAGUGCUAUACCUCUGGUCUGGACUUAUAUGUACACCACCGUGGACAGUACGCCUAGUCUAGAUCCGGAUUUCGACAAGAGUGAUUUCAAAGCACCGAUGGCAGGAUUUGGUUAUGGUCUCCCGAUCUCAAGAUUAUAUGCUAGAUAUUUUGGAGGAGAUUUGAAGUUGAUUAUCAUGAGGGAUACCUGGAAAUCGCAGUCCACUUCCGAUAUUGGCAGCGGGACGAGAAGGGGAGACGGCAUAUCCCGAGGAUUGACGCUGGGUCUAUCACAUAAACAGAUGCAUCUAAAAUUAGGCAAAGGAAAAGCGGGAAUGGGAAUGAGAGAGGUUUCCGAGCGGAAACAGGUGGGCGAUGCGGAAAGUAUGGUUAAUGAGGGGAGAGGGGGAAGUGGCAUGGAAGGGGUUUUUAUGGGGGAAGGGGGUGAGAUUUAG